Molecule: messenger RNA, 648 nt
Organism: Psilocybe cubensis
Lineage: Eukaryota; Fungi; Basidiomycota; Agaricomycetes; Agaricales; Agrocybaceae
Exons: 6
Coding region: 1-648 (215 amino acids)
Source: RefSeq, a predicted model, not a curated record
AUGGACACUGUGUUUGUAGGUGAUAAGAAACGGGUCCUGGGGACGGAAGGUUCGACCCCGCCCGUUGUGGGGGGUACAGAUGCCGUUGGGCAUGUUGAAUCUGGACUUGGUCUCGGUGCUGGUGACGAGCGCUAUGGGAUGUCGUCGAAAACGGAAUCAGAAGCCAUCGAUUUGGCGCGUCACGGUCGGCGUGUUAUACCGUACUUGUGGAAUGGAACAAAGGGGAAGAUAUUCAGGCCACCUACUGAUAAAAGCAACAACAAAUCAAUCGGGUUCCGAUACACGACUACAGAUCCCAAUUCUAACCAUCUACGCAUCCCCACUGCCGUGCACAUCACCAACAUGCAAACGUGCAUCGUCAUCAACGCCGUGGGAGCCGGCUAUGCUGCCUUUGUGCUGCUCUUUCCCAACAGCCAAAUUUCGCCAGGUGCCAAUAUACCUCGGGGGAUGAUUGUACCCGUCUUUGUAUUCGCGCUCGGAACGGCAUACACAUGCGCGAAAAUUCUUCGCAGUGAACGAGAGAACUUGAAAGUGUACCAGCGCUUAGACGGUGAGGAGAAUAUGUCUAUACCGUCGGGUGGCGGGUGCAACGUCAGCAUUUGGGUCCCCUGGAAUGCCAAAGUCGUGAUAGUAAAAAUCGGUUGUUAA